Molecule: messenger RNA, 5448 nt
Organism: Brassica rapa (field mustard)
Lineage: Eukaryota; Viridiplantae; Streptophyta; Magnoliopsida; Brassicales; Brassicaceae
Source: RefSeq, a predicted model, not a curated record
CGCUUGAACGCGGAGAGAGAAUCAUUUCUCUCAUUUUUGCGAGAAAGCUAGGGUUUGCUCUGUGUGGCGAUUUCAUUUGCGACGCCGAGCUCUCACCCAUUUUCUCCUCUUUUCUCGAUCGAUUCGGCGCCGGAUUGUCUCCUCCAGGACCAGAGGUGAGUUCCGAGUCGAUUGACGUUUAGAUAUUAGCCUUCUGUUGUCGAGAUCGCCAUUGUGAAUUGUCAAAAGAUUUUAUGAUCUCGGGUUAGGGUUCGAAAUCGAGAUGUGUUUGGAUCUAGGGUUGUAUAACCUCGUCUACGGGUUCUAUUUAUCGAUUAAUGGUCCGAGAUUUGCGGAUUGAAAAUCCAAUAGGGGUUUUUGAUUAAGGGUUAAAAAAAAAUUUGGGGGUUUCGAUUUGUGGUUUGAUAUAUUAAACUGGGUUUGAUAGACGGUUGGUAUGAUCGUAUUUUACAUUUUUUUUGUGCUAAUCAAUUCUUGUUUUGUGCUUUAGAUGGAUCCCGCAGAUGAGAGAACAGAUUGUAAGAGGAAACUGGAGCACAUAAACCUCCUGAGUUACGUUUCCGAUUCAGAACAUGGGAUGCCCAAAAGAUGCGCUUGUGGUGGGAGAAUGAUACACGAGGUUCGAGUGAAGGAUGAGUUCGACACUCAGCCAGGGAAACGCUUCUUCAGCUGUGUAAACUACGAGGUUAGAUACAAACCCUGUUACCCAGUUGAAUUAUUAGAUACAAACCUGUGCUUUAGUUCAAUAUUUGGAAUGUGUUGUCUGAUGUGUUUAUUGUUUAACCAAGGCUGAUGGGUUACAUUAUCGUCAGCCUUGGGUUUGUGGUGUGCAGGAGGAGAUCGAAAUGCUGCGUAAGCGUGUGGAGGAGGCUGAUGAGGUGAUCAAGUCGGUGCCAAUGCUGGUUGAGAGUGUCGAGGCACAAGUUAAAAGGCUGAGUUUGCUGCUUGAUAAGCUCACUGGUGACGUGUAUAACCUCACAGUGCAGGUGGCUGCUCUGGAGAGGGUGUGUUUCGAGUGAAAUCCAAACAGGUAAACACAGAAACUAAACCAAAGUAGUUCUUUCCGUGUACUGAUAGGUGUGUUGUUUGCUGUAAUUGAACUGAAACUUAACUAGGAACUCAUCUAGGUUCAUUUAAUAUGUAGAGUAGUAUCUGUACUAGAUUAUAACUAUGAACUCACCUAGGUUAAUUUAAAUGGGUGUUGGUUGGUUGCUGUGAUGAAUGUUCAUUAAAAAAUAUUGAUUUGAUGUGUAAUGAAUACAUUUUGUGAACUACUUCAUCUGUAAUUAAGGCUAAUGAAUGUUUGGUAGUUAGAGACAUCUACUUCAUUAGUAGAUGAAGCUUUUGAAGAAUAUUUUGACGAAGAAUUUGAUAAUAUCCUCAACUCCCUACUUGAUGAACAAGCCACCAACCCAAAGAAACGGAAUUAUAUCGAAAGAGAUCGGGAACAAGGCCACAUUCAACUAUGGAACGACUAUUUUGACGAAAAUCCUACUUACACAACGGACAUGUUUAGGCGGCGUUUUAGAAUGAACAAACCAUUGUUCCUUCGCAUUGUCGAGCGGCUAACUACAGGUGUUCCGUACUUUCAGCAACGAGUAAAUGCUCACGGAAGGAAAGGGCUCUCACCACUUCAAAAAUGUACGGCAGCUAUACGUAUGCUCGCAUAUGGUCAAUCGGGAGAUACGUAUGACGAAUAUCUCCGACUCGGUGAAAGUACUGCUCUUUUAUGUUUGGAACAUUUUACUAAUGGGAUAAUACACUUUUUUGGUGAUGAGUAUCUAAGAAUACCUACGGCAGAAGAUCUUCAACGAUUACUCGAUAUUGGAGAGGCACGCGGGUUUCCCGGGAUGAUUGGCAGCAUUGAUUGUAUGCAUUGGGAGUGGAAAAACUGCCCAACGGCUUGGAGAGGGCAGUACACACGAGGUUCAGGAAAGCCGACAAUUGUCUUAGAGGCUGUGGCAUCAGAAGAUCUUUGGAUAUGGCACGCAUUUUUCGGAUUACCAGGUACCCUUAACGAUAUCAAUGUUCUUGAUCGGUCUCCUGUUUUCGAUGACAUCAUAAAAGGUCGAGCACCUAAAGUUAAAUUCAAGGUCAACAACCACACUUACCGUAUGGCGUACUACCUUACUGACGGAAUUUAUCCAAAUUGGUCGACAUUUAUCCAAUCUAUCUCACUUCCUCAAGGUGAUAAAGCAGAGCUGUUUGCUAAACAUCAAGAAUCCACCAGAAAAGAUGUCGAACGAGCUUUUGGGGUAUUGCAAGCGAGGUUUGCAAUAUUCAAAAACCCAGGCCGACUAUGGGACAAGGAAAAGUUAGGGAAGAUUAUGAGAUGUUGUAUCAUAUUGCACAAUAUGAUUGUGGAGAACGAACGAGGCAAAUACAGUCUAACUGAUACUUCUCAGUUCGAGUCAGGAGAGUCGAGCAGAGGUUCGAAGGUCACAAGGCGAGAAAGUUUGCAUUCCACUAACAUGCUAGGCAUGCGCAAUGAAGUUCGAGAUUCAGGAAAACAUGAACGUUUGAAAGCUGAUUUAGUUGAAAAUGUAUGGCAAACAUUUGGAAACGAUCAAUAAUCUUUGUAUGUUCAUCAAUUAUCAAUUAUCAAUGUAAUGAAUAAAUUAUAUUUAAAAAAUUUACUGCAUAAUAUUUUAUACAUGUUUUCAAAAUAAUUUCAAAACAAAAAAAAAAUUAAAAAAAAUAUUAUUUAAUUCUUGUGAACCCCUUCUCAGGUUCACUAAUGCAGAAGCACAAUACUAAGAGGUUCAACACUAUUCAUGACCCUACCUAAAAAAUAUUAAAAAAAUCCUAUGAACCCCAAAGGGGGGUUCACUAAUGUGGAUGCUCUAAGGAGCCUAUAUAAUUAAACUAGAGGGGAUUAUCUAUAAAUACAGGGAAAUGACACUUAAUAAGGAAGGCAAUGUAUAUUGUAGUGAUUUCAAUAAGAUUAUCUAAAUAACUGCUAUCAUUUUUUGUUAAAAUGCUAUCAUAUCUAUUACAUCAUCUCCGAUCUAUAACAAUUUCUGACUCUAAAUGCUAUAAUAGAGAAAAUUUCUCUCCAAUCCACAUCUAUUUCUUUCUCUAAAAUAGAGAUUACUAUUUUCACCUUUAUAUUUAAAGGAAAAAAUAUAAUAUAGUCAUUUACGAUAUAGUCAUUUAACUUUUUACUUUAAUAGUUACAACCAAAAAUAAAUACUUUUUAGUGAAAUACACUUUUUAUAUAAUAGAACUAUAUUUUUUUAUUUACAUAAUAAUUUUAAAAGAAAUAUUAAAUCUAAAUAAUAUCGUCAUUUUAUGAAAUGAGAAAUUUGGCUCUAUAGCCAUAUAAAAAAACUAAAAAAAAACUAACCAUCCUUCCCUUUCUCUCUCUUCCACUUUUCUUCCUAUAUCUCUCUAACUAAUGGUUAGAUUAUUAUAGGUGAUGAUUUUUUGAAUUAGUUUCUGGUUUUUAGUUUUUAGAUUUUGGUUUUGCUGUAUUUGUUUGUUUUUCAAAAAAAUUAUCAAUACAUUUUUUUUAAAUAAGAAAAAAAACAAUAAACUAUUUAGAAGUUUCCAUUAGAAUUUAUCAAAAUAUAGUGAUUGUUAUUUUUAAAAAUUUUUUUUAUUAAAUUAAUUUACUUUUUAAGUAUCAUACUAAAAUAUAAAACACAAAAUAUCUAUAAAUUAUAAAAAAUUACAAAUACUAAAAAUAUUAAAAUAUUUAUAAAUUUUCUUAUAUAUAACAUAUUAAUUUUUAACACUACAAUGUCUAUUCUUAAAAAUUUAUAUAAUAUGUUAUAUUAAGAAUUUUUUAUGUUUUUAUAAAUUUUUAGUUAUUGUUUAGUGUGUCUAAUAAUACUUAAAACUAUUCAAUAAUUUUAUUUAUAUAAAUUAAUAACUAAUGGUUUACAAUUAAUUAGUAUUAUACCAUAUGGCUAUUAUAUAUAAAUAUCAAAAUUUAGUUACAGAUAUGAGACACAAAUAAACUAUUUUACAUUAUUUUUAAAUGAUAUCUUAUAUAUAACAAUUUGCAUGGAAAUCACUCUAUGAAAUAUCAUUCAAUUUUUUAUUAACUACACAAAUGCAAAACUUUUUAUAAUAAAAAAUUAGUUUUUUUUCUCUUAAAUGCCCACAAAAAUUGGUUCUUUUGUUUUUCUUCAUAAAUUGGUUGUAGUUUUGUAAAACUAGUUUUCCUAAAAUUUAGGGAAACUAUUUGUUUAAAAUCUUGAUUAGCAAAUCAAAUGGUUUUUUAUAAAAACCAAAACUAAAAUUUAAGACUUGAUUGGGUAAAAAAUAAUUUUUACAAAAACAAACACAAAAACCAAAAACUAAAGCAAAAACCACAAACAAUCAACCUCUUAAUUUUUAUUUUUUGGUUAUUUCACCAACUCUCCCAAAAUAAAUUGGGUUAAUUUUUAAAUUUAUCACAAAUAAAAUUUAUUAUUUGUAAAACUUAAAAAGAAUAUAUCAAUAUUCUUUUUUUUUAAGGAGAAAGUAAAAGAAUACAUUGGAUCUUUAUCAUAAAUUUCUGCUAUUUUAAAGAAAAAAAUAGGAGGAUAUAUUGGAGAUGGUCUUAUAAAGAACUUAAUAACACGUCUAUGUUCUGAAGGACUAUUUUAUACUGAAAAUAAAUUUUGAUGACACAUGUGAGCAAGAGCAGUCGAUGCAUUUAUGGUUCUUCGCAGUUUUUUUCUCCAAAAUUCACCACGAACUCACAGAUGUACUCGUGCGUGCUGCAUACCCUGUUUCUUCAUAUAUUAAUGUCUGCUUUUGUUUUUAUGUCUGAUUAGCUUUUUACUUUACGAAAAUUUCAAAAUGUUUCAAUCUUAUCGUCGUUUAAAAUGAUACAUCUUGCGUACCCUUCAAUUAUACUACUGUAGGUGUUUACUCAUGAAUAUUACGUUUUUGUGUGCUAUGGAUUAUGUUUAUAAUUUAGUCACAAAAUUAUGAUUAGAAUUUCAAGCGUUAGACUGAUACUCUUAACCUGAACUUUUAUCGAUUUUUAUUGGAAAUAUAUUUGUAAGAUUUAUAUUCUUUAUUAGAAAAGAUUGGAUAUACAGAUCACAAAUGAUAUCUCAAUCGUAUGAUGAUAGUGUGUUACGUGGUGCACAUAAACCUAUGUAAGACAGUAAUAGUACGAAACACACGAGUUUUGGUCUUACAGAAUUAUUGCAAUUUAUUUUCCAAGUCAAAGUCAGUUUUUCACAUGCACGUGGGACCUCUUUCUACUAUUUGUUAUUGCUUUGUUCCGGUUUGUUUUUGUAGACUUUUUCUUCGGAUUGGUAUUUCGUUCUUAUACAGAGUAAUACAGAGCAUUUAACUGAACAAACAAAAUUGGUCAAUUCCUGUAGCUGUAAAAGGAAAAGAAAAAUGAAGACUGAUUAGGUGGUAGUUUUUUUUUUUUUUUUAACUAGAAAACAUUUGUGAGAAUAAAAACGCCCCAAAUAGAGGGGUUCUAGCCAAAAGAUUCUU